Molecule: messenger RNA, 694 nt
Organism: Pyrenophora tritici-repentis Pt-1C-BFP
Lineage: Eukaryota; Fungi; Ascomycota; Dothideomycetes; Pleosporales; Pleosporaceae
Source: RefSeq, a predicted model, not a curated record
ACCAUUUCAAAUCUGCAUCCACGCUCUUCUUACUUACUUUACCAAGUCAAUUGCUCUUGAGCUCCAUUCCACAUAGAGAAUUGCGAGUUUGCUGCUCCAUCAGAUCCACCGACGAACCCCCGCAAAACAACCACCACCACCAAACGUAGCUCCACAUAACCCUCCCAAACUACCACCAUCAUGUCCCCCAUCCGUGCAUUUGCGACCCGUCGCGCUCCCUUUGUCUUUGUCCAGCGUGCAGCUUUCUCCCAGUCAAUAGCUCGCCCUGUUGGCAAGGAAUCUGCUCUCCAUCACGAGGGUCGCGCUGAGGAGGUCGAGAAGAAGAAGCAGGAGCACCUGAGGAAGCAGAAGGAGGGAAAGGGAGAAUGGGAGGAGCAACUCGCCAGUGAUAGCGAGAGCGCUGUCAAAGCGGAUCGAUCCGAGACAGGAAAGGACAUCAAGGAGCAAAUCAAGAAGCUACAGGAGGAGGCAAAGAAGGUUUAAGCCGGUACCCAUCAAGUCUCACAACGGACUAGGGGGAACUACCGGAGUUCUUCGCGAACUUAAGCCGCCACAACAAUGUCGUCUAAGCUUUGUUUCGAAAUACAAAAAGCAAAAGCAGACAUGGCAACCCAUGAUCUGCGAUGGGGAACGGGGUAUAGGGACUAGGGCAUUAUAGUAUGUAGAAAGUUUAAUGUAUUCAUGGUAGAUGUGA